Molecule: messenger RNA, 1107 nt
Organism: Capsella rubella
Lineage: Eukaryota; Viridiplantae; Streptophyta; Magnoliopsida; Brassicales; Brassicaceae
Product: late embryogenesis abundant protein 31
Exons: 3
Coding region: 1-789 (262 amino acids)
Source: RefSeq, a predicted model, not a curated record
AUGAGUCAAGAAGAGCAACCACGGAGGCCACAAGAGCCAGUCAAAUAUGGAGACGUUUUCGAAGUCUCCGGUGAACUCGCCGAUAAGCCCAUAGCGCCUGAGGAUGCAAACAUGAUGCAAGCUGCGGAGACACGUGUGUUUGGUCACACUCAGAAAGGCGGUGCAGCUGCGGUCAUGCAGUCUGCGGCUACCGCAAACAAACGUGGUGGUUUUGUCCAUCCAGGUGACACAACUGACCUCGCUGCCGAAAGAGGUGUCACGGUGGCACAAACAGACGUCCCUGGUGCACGUGUUACUACAGAGUUCGUUGGUGGACAGGUGGUUGGACAAUACGUUGAGCCAAGGCCUGUGGCGACUGCUGCUGCCACAGCCUCAGAAGUGUUGGGAUUGAACUUACAAAGCGCGAUAACGAUUGGAGAAGCAUUGGAAGCGACAGUGCAGACCGCUGGAAACAAACCGGUGGAUCAGAGCGAUGCAGCUGCGAUUCAGGCGGCAGAAGUUAGAGCUUCUGGCACUAAUGUCAUUGCUCCUGGAGGAAUCAGCGCUUCAGCUCAAUCCGCAGCGAAUCACAACGCUACUGUAGACCGCGACGAGGAUAAAAUCAAGCUCAUUGAUGUUUUGGCGGGUGCAACGGGAAAGUUAUCCGCGGAUAAAGCUGUGACGAGGCAGGAUGCAGAAGGAGUGGUGACCGCUGAGCUGAGGAACAACCCUAAUCUGUCUACUCACCCUGGUGGUAUAGCAGCUUCUAUUACCGCAGCUGCUAGGCUUAACCAGAAAUCUGAUAUAUGAUAAAAUCAGGCAGGAGGAGGAUGGUUUGUUUAGAAGUUCUGUCCUUUUGCUUUUUCCUUGCAAUAUAGGGAACUUGUGAUGUAAAAUUGUCUUAAGUUUUGUUUCUGUUGUUCAAAAAAGUUCCAAUGAUAAUGUUAGUAUGGGAAAAAGUCACUUUGCUGUUAAAAAGUUGAAACCUUUCUUGAGCCUGAUAGCUUCAAUAUCUAACACAACUGAUCUACAAAAUAUGACGAUUCUCCAGUCUUGCUAGUUUUUGUAACACUCAAAACAUCCUUUUCCAGAAAAGGUUACGGCUUUUAAACAAAGAGAUCCCAAAAA